Molecule: messenger RNA, 4312 nt
Organism: Oldenlandia corymbosa var. corymbosa
Lineage: Eukaryota; Viridiplantae; Streptophyta; Magnoliopsida; Gentianales; Rubiaceae
Source: the annotation of a GenBank genome assembly
UAGUGCCCACAUUUCUGAAGAUCCUAUAAGUCUCUCUUAAAUAUUUGGCAAAUACUCCAUAAAUUCUUCCGAAACACAAUCAAACACCAAACAAAAGGCAUAAGGAGUUAAUGAAGGAGUGGAAUGUUCAUUGUUUUGUCAAUUUGAUACCAACAAAAUUUGCCCAAUUUCUGUCUGUUUUUUUUUUUCUUUCUUUCUUUUAUCUUUCUUACAAGAUUGACAGACUGUUUGUUACACAACUUUUACUCCUACCCAUCCUUCGCCCCGACCGUUAAAUUCCAAUCCAAAGAGUCUCUUUCUGCGAUCAUGUUAUUUCACCACUGCUCAAUUCAGCAAGAUUUUGGCUGGUUUUGCUCAGAAAAAAUUUCAGCCUGCAGAAAAAAAAGAGGGGAAUUCAUCAUACUGUGUGUUAUCCCCAACUUUUCUCCUUAAACAUUGUGCCCAGAUUUCCUUUUCCUUCUUCUGAGGAUAAAAUUGCCUAAACCCCACUAAUUCCAUCAGAAAACAAUAUACUAUCAGUUUUUUUUCCUAGCCUAAAACAUGUUAAACGUUCUGGAAUUGGCCUGAAAAAAAAGUUUAAUAUAAGCCCACCAACCACAGUCAUCAUCAUUAGUUCAUCACCACCUCUAAAACCAUCAUUGGGGUUGUGGGAUUCUGUGUUUUUUUUGUAAUGUGUGCUAGCUUUGUUUGUUUUCUUCUUUUCCAGUGAUUGAGAGGUUCUGGACUUGUAGUUUUGUAUCUCUUCUUAUUAGUCCCAUUGGAUUCCUUUUUUUGUUUUCUCCCUCGUUUUCACCUUCAUAAAUUGACAAAUAAACAUAAAGAUCCAAUUUUUCUUUUACUGUUAUUCUUUCCCUCUGAGAGAUGUGAACAGUGACCACAAAUAGCUCAUUUUCAGUCUCAGAAACUCCAUACCUCGGGACUUAACGGGUUUUCAGUCUUUCAGACAAACCAAACAGAACCCAUAAAUUUCCUUCCAUUUUUAUGCACUCUUUUACACAUUGAAUGAGAUUUGAGGUCCAAGAGAGAGAGAAAAAAAAAGGGAAGAAAAAGGGGGCUUAUUUUCUAGAGUUAGAAAUGUCCACGUGAAAGAAGUAAGUCCUAAGCAAAAAAGAGGAGUCUUGACAGCUUAGAGAGGUUUGCAUGCAUAAGAGCAUAAUAUAUUAGGACAAGUGUCUUGAUGAGGUCAUAACAAGUCCACAAAACCGCAUUUCGAGUAUAAAUUCAGAAGUGGUUUUAGAGGGGUUUUUGCUGUUGGUUUUUCCUUUGUUUUCCCACCCCUUUAAAUCCUGCUGCUUGCAUGUGUUCGUUUUCUUGGUGUAAAUACGAAGACAGAAAACCACCUCCAUUUUUGCUUCAAUAUCUCACCACGUGUAUUUUGGCGGUCUGUAACGCCUCUUUUCACCUCCUUAUGACCUCAGUCUUCACUUUAGCCUUCUAAUUUUGUUAUAUUAUUCCUUCAUUGUCUUCCCCAAUUCAAGUCAAUUUCAGGGGUGUUCACCCUUUUUUUUUCACUUCAGUUGUGAGUCUGAUGAUCUGAAGUCAAUUCCAAUUUCUGAUUUAGUCCCAUUUGUGAAUUAGUCCUUGGUGAUCAUCUGAAUAGUCCAGAAAAUUUUAAGACUAACUUAGCUUACUCCUCUGUAAUUAUGUCAAGUCUGUUUUUUUUCUCCAAUGUCAAUUGAAGGAUCAGAAUGGGAAUAGGGAUUGAGAAUUUAUUCAAGUAAAGCUCCAAGUUUUGUGCAAAUGGCUUCUUCAAUCCUUCGGUUCAGGAAGCUCUGCUUUGUGGAGCCUGUGAAGUGGUCUUCUUCAUUAGGCUCUGAAUCAUGUCAGAAGCAGAAAAAUGAAGAGAAACAAACAUACGAUGCUUUCAAAGAACAAGAGAAAGAGAACCCAAAAGGGAAAAGACAAAAAAAGCAGCCUAAGGAAUGGAGAUGUAUGGAUAAUUGCUGUAGGACAAUUGGAUACAUAUGCACAACAUGGUGGCUUCUAUUGUUUUUGGUGAACUGUUUACCAGCUAAUUUGCCUGGACUUAGUGUCCCAGAGCCUCCAGGUGCUAGGCUCAAAAGGGAAGGAUUAACAGCUCUCCAUCCUGUUGUUUUGGUACCUGGCAUUGUGACUGGGGGCCUUGAGCUUUGGGAAGGCAAGCCUUGUUCUGAAGGUUUGUUUAGGAAGCGGCUAUGGGGAGGGAGCUUUACCGAAAUAUUCAAGAGGCCUUUGUGUUGGUUGGAGCAUCUAUCUUUGGACAAUGAAACAGGGCUUGAUCCUCCAGGAAUUCGAGUUCGUGCCGUUCCAGGGCUGGUUGCCGCCGACUAUUUUGCUCCUGGUUAUUUCGUUUGGGCUAUUUUGAUUGAGAAUUUAGCUAAAAUUGGCUAUGAGAGCAAGAACAUGUACAUGGCUGCCUAUGACUGGAGGCUGUCUUUUCAGAACACCGAGGUAAGGGACCAAGCCCUUAGUAGAUUGAAGAGUAAAAUUGAGCUUAUGUAUUUAACAAAUGGCCGUAGAAAGGUGGUGGUUGUACCUCAUUCCAUGGGGGUUAUAUAUUUUCUCCACUUCCUUAAAUGGGUUGAAACACCAACCCCAAUGGGAGGAGGAGGUGGUCCAGAUUGGUGCAACAAACAUAUAAAAGCUGUAAUGAACAUUGGUCCGGCAUUUCUUGGCGUUCCCAAGACUGUUGGCAAUUUGUUAUCUGCUGAGAGCAAAGAUGUUGCUCUUGUCAGAGCAAUGGCUCCUGUUCUUUUGGAUUCUAAAACUUUGGGCCUUCAGACUCUAGAACAUGCUAUGAGGGUAUGUCGAACUUGGGAUUCUGUUGUUUCUUUGUUACCUAAAGGGGGAGACGCCAUUUGGGGUAACUUAGACUGGUCUCCUGAAGAAGGCCAUAUAUGUGAUUCAUUCAAGGAAAGGCGAACGCAAUCCUCUUCAGUAGACAAAAAGGGCAACUAUACUGAUGAUAGAGGAGUUAUUCACUUAAAAGAGGCAAGCAAGUAUGGGAGGAUUAUAUCUUUUGGAAAGGAAGCAUCUGAAGUACCUUCUUCGCAUCUUUCAACUCUUGCCUCGAAGGUAGGUUUGCACAACACUGCCAACAUUUCGUGUGGAAAGGUGUGGACUGAGUAUGAUGAGAUGAGCCCAGAAAGCAUCAGCAAGGUUGUUGAAAAGAAAGCCUACACAGCAACAACUUUAGCCGAUCUUCUCCGGCUUGUGGCUCCAAAAAUGAUGCAGCGUGCUGAGGCUCAUUUCUCUCAUGGGAUUGCCGAGAACUUGGAUGAUCCCAAGUAUAACCAUUAUAAGUACUGGUCAAAUCCACUAGAAACCAAGUAAGCCUAGUUGCAUUUUCUUAGAUAUUUAAUAUGAAGAUUAUGGAGGGUAAGAGGUGCUCAUAACAGUUUUCUUUUUUCUUUUGUUUUUUCUGGUGUUCAUUUUAAUUGAUACUAAUCACUAAAUGCUUUAUUUUAGAUUACCAAAUGCCCCUGAUAUGGAGAUUUACUGUCUAUACGGUGCUGGAAUCCCGACAGAGAGAUCCUAUGUCUACAAACUAUCACACUCAGACAAGUGUAAGAGCAUCCCUUUCCAAAUUGACACUUCAGCCGAUGGAAGCGGUAUCAAUGGUUGCUUGAAAGGAGGCGUCUACUUUGUGGAUGGCGACGAAACUGUGCCUGUGUUAAGCGCCGGCUUCAUGUGUGCUAAAGGGUGGAGAGGGAAAACAAGAUUCAAUCCAUCUGGUAUUGCAACCUACAUCAGAGAAUAUCGGCACAAACCACCAAUGAGUCUCCUGGAGGGAAGAGGGCUAGAGAGCGGCGCACACGUGGACAUAAUGGGAAAUGUGGCCUUGAUCGAGGAUGUUUUGAGAGUCGCAGCAGGGGCAAAUGGUGCAGAUUUGGGAGGUGAUCGAAUAUAUUCAGACAUCAUGAAAAUAUCGGAACGGGUGAACAUUAGGCUUUAACUGAGGCUUUGCAUGAGAUUUUUGCUGGAGAGUUUGCUGAAGAAUGAAGAAAGCAUCACAAACAAGGUUUCGAAACUAUAGUUUAAAACAUAGAGGGAGAGAGAACCAUGUCGGCUGAAUUGGGAUUUUGACUGCUGUCCUAGAAUGUAGAAUGACAAGAUUUUGAAUGGGUGUAAAGAGAAAUAAAAGGGCCUUGUAAGAAAGGCCAAAAUCUUGGUUCUUCAUUUAACAUAAAUAAUGUCAAUGUGUCAACCUUGUCCUUCUUCAUUAGUGAAAUCUCUUUUUUGUAAUCAUCAUAUAAUAGCUAAAUGAGAUUCUAUCUUAUGUUCGCUGGAUACAUUUGUCCCCUUAAUAUGAUAUCAUAUACUCCUUCUGUCC